CUGCACAGAGAGAUACACAAACGGGAGCAGCUAAGGGCAGAGCAGCUGCGAGGGGCACUCGGUAGCCUGCCCACCUUCUGGCCCUAGGAUGGUGCUUCCCACUGGCGGGCACGCAUAGCGGUCGGAGAUGACACCAGACGUAAUGCUCUUCUUCGUGGUUGCUGGAUUGCUGACGGCAGCUCUCUCAGGUCACCCAAGUCCAGCCCCAUCUGGCCAGCCCAACACCACCAGUGAAGAGAGCCAGCUCUCGGAGCCAGGGGAGCGACUCCAGGUCCGCCUGAUGAACGGUAGCAGCCGCUGCAACGGGACGGUGGAGGUCUGGUUCCGGCAGUCCUGGGAGCCCGCAUGCGGGGCACUCUGGGACCUCCGCGCCUCCGAGGCCGUGUGCCGCUCGCUGGGCUGCGGCCGGGCGGAGCCGCUGGAACAGCCCGCCCUGCCGACCCCGGCGCUGCCGCCUGGUGCAGCCGCGGGAAACGCCAGCUGGGCCCCGAAUACCACGUGGGCCCUGGCGCCCACCGUCCAGUGCAGCGGCCCCGAAUGGCAGCUCUGCAAGGUGGUGGAGCACGCGUGCAGCAGCGACGAGAGGCCGGUCCAGGUCACCUGUGCAGAAAACCUCGAUUUGAAAUUGGUGGGUGGUGGCAGCCCGUGCGAGGGCCGCGUGGAGAUGCUGGAGCACGGACAGUGGGGUUCGGUGUGUGACGACACGUGGGACCUGGACGAUGCCCACGUGGUGUGCCGGCAACUGAGCUGCGGCUGGGCGGUCCAGGCCCUGCCCGGCUUGCACUUUGCCCCUGGCCAUGGACGCAUCCACCGGGACCAAGUGAACUGUUCCGGGUCGGAGACCUACCUGUGGGACUGCCUGGGGCUGCCGGGAAACGGCUACUGUGGCCACAAGGAGGACGCCGGCGUGGUGUGCUCAGAGCACCAGUCCUGGCGCCUGACCGGGGGCACUGACCCCUGCGAGGGGCAGGUGGAGGUAUACUUCCGAGGGGUCUGGAGCACAGUGUGUGACAGUACGUGGUACGAACCAGAGGCCAAGGUGCUCUGCCGGGACUUGGGCUGUGGGACUCUGGCCCGGGUGCCCAAGGGGCUGCCACACUCCCUGUCGGGCAAGAUGUACUACUCAUGCGAGGGAGGGGAGCCCACGCUCUCCGAGUGCUUCUGGCGGUUCAAUAACUCCAACCUCUGCAGCCAAUCACAGGCAGCCAGGGUCCUCUGCUCAGGUGCCCGGAGCCUGCUCAAUCUGUCCGCUUCUGAAAUCCCUGCAAGUGGUCAGCCGGUCACUGUGGAAUCUUCUGUGACGGUGAAAAUGAAGGACUGGGAAUCUCGAGAGCUAAUGCUCCUCAUCCCUUGCAUCGUUCUGGGAAUUCUCCUUCUUGUCUCACUCAGUUUCAUAGCCAUCAUCCUCUUGAGAAUUAAAGGAAAAUACGCCCUCCCCGCUAUGGUGAACCACCAGCACCUACCCACCACCACCCCAGCGGGGACCACAAGCUAUCAAGAGGUUCCCAUCACCAUCGCCAAAGAAGAAACUUUCUGCCCCCUGCCUUGCCAUGCUCCCCACUCUGUUCUCUCCCCAGUUCCCAAGCUGCCCAUCCAGGUCCAGGCUCCGCCCCCUGAAGACACGAACUCCAGCUCCGACUCAGACUAUGAGCACUAUGACUUCAGCAGCCAGCCUCCUGUGGCCCUGACCACCUUCUACAAUUCCCAACGGCACCGCUUCACGGAUGAAGAGGUCCAGCAGAACAGGUUCCAGAUGCCCCCCUUGGAGGAAGGCCCAGGACUCGAAGAGGUGCAUGCCUCCCAGGUCCCACCUGCCAACCCUGAACACUGCAUUGCAGACCCCCGCUCCACGGGCCCUCCGCACCACCCAAGGAGCAAGAGUGGCUCCAGCACAUCUUCAGGGGAGGAGUACUGUAACAGCCCCAGCAGCAGGCUACCUCCGUGGAACUCUCAAGUGUUUCCUUCAGAGAGGAACCCCCUGCUGGGGCAGCCCCUGAACUUGGAGCUGGCUGGCUCCCAGGUAGCUUUUCCAGCAGGGCCCUCGGCUGAUGACAGCUCCAGCACCUCCUCCGGAGAGUGGUACCAGAACUUCCAGCCGCCGCCCCAGCUCCCAUCUGCGGAGCAGUUUGGAUGUCCAGGGUCCCUCACUCCCCAGCCUGACUUCUCCUCCAAUGAAGACUAUGAUGACAUUGGAGCAGCCUAGCGUGGGCCCGGCGCGGCUCUGUGCGCUCCCUGUCUCCGGACUCCGGCUCUGCCUGCUCCCCCUGCCCUCCCCCCACCCUCCCCCUCAUGCCCCAGGAGCUGAGAGUCCUCCCCUGGAGACAUGAAAGGAACCUCCACACCUAGGAUGGCCCAGCCUCCAUCCAUCAACAGAACCUGCCAGCACAGCCCUCCCCCAGCCCCAGACAGCAGCCCCAAGGAAGAGAUGCUGCCUCUGAAAGGGGCCGAGCUCUCCGCCUCAGGGGUGAACAGGCAGAGCCUAGGCCACUGCUCGGCAGGCCGCGUGGAAGGUUUGAACUGGAAGAUUCCUGAGGUCCCUUCCGACCCUCAUGUGUCUGAGGCUUUGGUUGCCCGAGUCUCUGACAGCUCAGGGCCCAGAGGUGUUCUGCGAGGGGCAGGGAGGCCCCAUGUGCAGGGGCCAUUGGACGGCUGCUGCUCUGACAGGUGGGUGCUGGGGCUCAGGCUAAGCUCAGGUUGGUACCUGCACCUGGCAGGGAGUCCAGCUUUCCUGGGCACAGCCCAGGAUGGCACAGGGAGCAGGAUGGCUGCUCCUCGUCGACCACCCGGGGCCUGAGGCCAGCCCUGCCUCUAGAGAGCCUUAGAGCCCACCAGGGACACAGCCCUGAUCUGCAGUGACCAUUCCUGGACAGCAGUCCUUAUUCUGAGCUUCCAAAGGUUUACAAAGACGGUCCCAUCCAGCCCCGCCAGAGACCCAGAGUGGGGCUCAGUCCCCGUGGGGCAGAAGCACAGAGAUGUCUUCCAGGAGGGGCCCAGAAGCUGCACUAAGCCCCGAGUCCCCAGCUGUCUGCUUGGAUUGAUGGGAUCCUCCCCGAUGAACACAUAAAUAUCAGUGUCACUCCUAGAGCCGUAACCGUGUCCAAGGCAGCCUCCAGGGAGAGGCCUGAGGGCUCAGGGCCAGCUUCUGGUGUCCUGCUCUGAGUAUCCCGAGAUUAAACCAAC
This is a messenger RNA of Balaenoptera ricei (Rice's whale), 3180 nucleotides long. It is a transcript of the gene CD6, whose product is annotated as CD6 molecule. Gene Ontology annotation, cellular component: membrane. The record is from RefSeq and is a predicted model, not a curated record. The transcript has 13 exons. Lineage: Eukaryota; Metazoa; Chordata; Mammalia; Artiodactyla; Balaenopteridae. Bases 128 to 2203 code for a protein of 691 amino acids.